AACAAAACCCUGGUUACAUCCCCUUUGCCUUCAACUUUCCCAACUUAGAAGGCAGUGCACACGCACAACUGGGAGAGGAAGGGCUUCGCGCAGACCUGGGGCCGCCAUCUUGGUUGAGGCGGCCGGAAGUGGCCGAAGCGCGGGCGCGAACUGAGGCUGCGCAGCGGCUGCUGGUGUAGGGCGUCCGCGGCGUCACCGCAGCCGUUCCCAAGCAGUGGUGCGCCGUCCGGCAGCUACAAAAUCUCCUCUGCCGCUAACACCCACUCUUUCUCCCGCUGUCCCGCUCUUCCGUCGGGGUGUGCGCAGCGGUUCGCGAGCCCCUCGGCCCUCGUCCGCGCUGUUCUGCCCGCCCGCCCAAGACCAUGUUGCAGAACCCCGAACGCGGGGGUCUCCCGGACCCUCGGGCAGAGAGGGAGCAUGAUGGCGGCCGUGACGGUGAGACCCACCUUGGCAGCCCCCUCCUGCGGGAGUCCCCCAUGAGGGACCUUGGCGCGGUGAGGAAGAAGAGAGAUGCGGAGCCCGCCUGCGUCCGGAAAGGAGCCAAGGUCCCGACGCGGUGCCGGGCACGCCGCUGCCUGGACCGGACGGUGGCCGAGCUGGUGCAGUUUCUGUUGCUGAAUGAUAGAGCGAAGAGUCCCUUCACACGCUCGGAGAUGGUGAAAUGCGUCACCGGGGAUCGUCGCAAGGGCCGCAGAGCGUCUGCGUGUGCCUUUGAUGUCCAGCUGAAACAGUUCCACCGCAAGCACCACAUCCUCAUCAAGAGACUCAAACCUCUAGAGGAGGAGGAGGAUCUUAGGAGGAGAUGUCCCCAGACUGGGCUUUUAGUCAUGAUCUUGGGUCUUAUCUACAGGAAAGGUAAUAGUGCCAGGGAGGCCCAGGGCUGGGAAAUGCUGCGUCGUUUGGGGGUACUUGUAAAGUAUCACUUCUUUGGGUACCCAAGAAGGGAGAUUUUUGUGCCACAGCGAAACAUCCGUUACAGGCAGGUGCCUCACACCAGUCCACCAGGAUGUCAGUUCGCUAGGGGUCUGUAAAGCAAUCCGGAAAUCAGCACGAUGAAGGUCCUAAGGUGUGGGGCCAGGCUUCAUAAGGAGGAACCCCGACACUGGCCGUUGCACUAUCCUGAGGCAGUAGUAAAACAUGAGGCCAAAAAGGCCAGGGCCUGAGCCGGUGCUAGCGCCUGCAUUUGGCCAUCAUUUCUAAAGAAAUUGUAAUUUUUUAGGUUUUGUAUCUUGUAUUACAUUUAAUAUGCUGUUAAGAUGUAUGUAAAUGAAGUUGGUCUUUUUGUAGUUUUGCUGGAUUUAAAAAACGAAUUGAAAAACUUUCCUCUGUGAUUUUGAAAAGAUUAUGCAGCGAGAGAAUGCUGUUAUUUAAAUCGUUUGAAAGAUGUUAGCAUUAUGAUGAUGCAGUGCUGGGGGAAAAACAGCUGAUUCAGUGUCUAGCCUCCAACUUUUUUGUCUAUUAUGUAUUUUUUAGAAAAAGACGUGCAUGUUUAUUUGCUUAGAUGAUCUAAUAUCUGGAAAAACAGUAAAUUAGAGACAUACCUUGUACACUUAAUAAAUUAAACACAUGUUGAA
This is a messenger RNA of Cavia porcellus (domestic guinea pig), 1574 nucleotides long. It is a transcript of the gene Magef1, whose product is annotated as MAGE family member F1. Lineage: Eukaryota; Metazoa; Chordata; Mammalia; Rodentia; Caviidae. Gene Ontology annotation, cellular component: nucleus. The record is from RefSeq and is a predicted model, not a curated record. Gene Ontology annotation, biological process: negative regulation of transcription by RNA polymerase II.